Hermetia illucens (black soldier fly) is the source of this 2464-nucleotide messenger RNA. RefSeq names its product angiotensin-converting enzyme-like protein Ace3. The record is from RefSeq and is a predicted model, not a curated record. Lineage: Eukaryota; Metazoa; Arthropoda; Insecta; Diptera; Stratiomyidae. Gene Ontology annotation, biological process: proteolysis. Gene Ontology annotation, cellular component: plasma membrane. Gene Ontology annotation, molecular function: metallopeptidase activity; peptidyl-dipeptidase activity. Bases 35 to 2431 code for a protein of 798 amino acids. The transcript has 10 exons.
UCCGGUAAUUAUUGAGUUAGAAAAAGGUGCCAAAAUGGUACUUCGGGCUAUCCUCGAGGGAUUAACGGUCAUUUUGGUGCUAUUAGUGGUGAAUGGUGUGGUGAAUUUUAGUGUUUGUAGCGGAUUUUCUGAAUUAGAUCUCGAAACCCGUCCACAUGAAACGAUUGACGAAUGGUUCGAUCAGGUAAACUUGCAGUACUUGCAGUUGAAUCGUUACUCCGCUUAUUACAUGUGGGAGCUGAGUACGAAUCCAACAACAAAGAUAAAUGAUGAAGCUUCCUUAUUCGGCGGAAUACGAUCACGGUGGAUAACUCGUAGAUGUAAUGAAGCCACAUCAAUGAUACCGGACAUGACAAGGAUCCAAAAAAGGAUGGUGAAAAUUUUGUGCCGCGGACCAAAGUAUACGAACUAUCAAGGAAGUGAGUUAUCAGAAAUUUUGGGUCGAAUAGAAGCGAUCUACACUGAAGCAGAAAUAUGCCUACCUAAGACCUUCGAUAUCUGCGUAAAUUACAAUCGCAUUUGGGACUACACUUACGUACGAAACCCUUCGAGGGAAUUCAUACCCUUAAACAUGUCAGCGAUUGUUAAGGAUCGCCUUGAAGAUGCCAAUCCCCUGCACUUCUUCGAUGGAAAGAUAUCACACGACUACUAUGUCUUCCGUGGAGUUUCAGAUGGUCAAAUCGAUGAUGAGGACAUAACAGAUUACAAAAUUCGGCGGUCCCAGAUGCUCUGUAUGGGGAUCGAACCAGAAUUGGAGAACUUAAUGACAGGAAACUUCGUAGCUCUUCAACGUCCGGAUUGCGCCCUGCCUCCUGACAUAAUUUUCAGGUGGGCUUGGGAAGCAUGGCGACUAGCAGUUGGACCGGAGAUUGCAAAAUAUUACCCAAGUGCUGUGUACAUAAUGAAUCUAGGAGCUAAUAAUAAUGGGUAUAGCGACAUUGGCGAGGCAUGGAGGGAUGAACUGGAAAUGGGAGAUCUACGGGAUACAGUUGACAAAUUGUGGAGCGAGUUGAAACCAUAUUACGAAAUAGUUCACGCCGUGUUUAGAAAUGCUCUUUGGAUUAAAUAUGAAGAUAACGAUGAAGUCACCAGGGAUGGCCCGCUGCCCGCACAUCUUAUGGGAAACAUGUGGUCACAGGAUUGGUCAGCAUAUCAGAAACUACUAGUUCCAUUAUCCGAUUUUGAUCUGGAUGACAACUUAAGGAAAACGAACUGGACCAGCAAGGAUAUGACAAAAAGAGCUGAUGACUUCUAUUCUUCCAUGGGAUUGAACCCUAUGCCGGAGAAAUUUUGGAAGUUCUCUCAAUUUGAUAAAUCAUCCAAUACGACAAAAUGUCACGGGAGUGCAGCCAACAUGUUCAAUGGAGAUGAUUAUCGAAUGAUAGUUUGUGCUGAACGAACGUUUGACGACUUCUACACUAUAAUCCAUGAAAUGGGUCAUCUUCAGUACUACAUGCAUUCCAAUGCCCACCAACCAGCGCUGUUUCAAGAUGCACCUAACUCAGCACUAAGCGAAUCAAUAGGCGACGCAAUCUUCCUCGCAAUGAUGACACCAUCACACUUGAAUCGUCUAGGACUUCUUCCAGAUAAGCAUCUGUUUGCCGACAAUCAAAAAAAUUUCGAUCAACGAGAAAUGAGAUUAGUCCAUGAACCUGAAUAUAAGUCAGAUUUCGUUAAAAUACCAACAAAGCGAAAUAUCCUUGAAGAUUUUGUGGCGGAUCCAAGCGAAGUGGACAAAACUAAAGAGAAUAGUGCAGAGUCCUACCCUGGAAACUCGCUGGAAGAGAAUGUUUAUGGAAACUUCGGAUUACAAAAUGAUGACAUAGUUGAUCCCGAUGGAAAUCCGGGAGUGGCUAAGCAAGUGAUAAAUGUUUUUGACUUAACUUUACUAUUGAAAGUGGCACUAUCCAAAAUCCCGCAAAUUCCAUUUGAGUACAUUCUGGACGUGUUUCGAUGGAGUCUAUUUGAUGGCAGUGUAUCGUUUCGGAAAGCCAAUACAUUUUUCUGGAAACUAAUUUUAGAGGAGCAAGGAAUAAAACCGCCUAAUUGGGAGAACAGAUCGAAACUUUUUGAUGCCGCUGCGAAAUUCCAUAUCGCUGAUAAUACGCCAUAUGUAAGAUACUUCCUAGCAAGCAUAUUGCAAGUGCAAAUAUUCAAAGGACUUUGCGAAAUGACGGUUUUCGGACGAGUUAAUACUGAGCAAAACUUACCAUUACCGCUGCAUAGAUGUGACAUAUACGGUUCUAAACGAGCUGGAAAAGUUUUAAAGAAAGCCUUGAAAUUGGGUGCUUCGAAACAUUGGUCCGAGGUCCUCUACAUUUUAACUGGCAAACGUGAAGUUUCCGUCGAACCAUUCAUCGAAUAUUACCAACCUCUAUUCCAAUCCAUGAAGAAGCUUAUAAAGGACUUUGAAAUCCCUGUUGGCUGGUAACGAGUCAAAACGAGCAAGAAACGACGAAAUGGA